Molecule: messenger RNA, 811 nt
Organism: Notodromas monacha
Lineage: Eukaryota; Metazoa; Arthropoda; Ostracoda; Podocopida; Cyprididae
Source: the annotation of a GenBank genome assembly
UUAUUUUUUAUGGAUUUCCAGAAAAGGUGUCUCCUGGUGGGACCGUGAGAAUAAUAAAAGAAGACUGACCCUGAGAAAAAGGAUAGAAUAAAAUAGUCAAGAGGACGUACGCGUACGGAGAAAUGAGUCUGAGAUUGUGUCAGUUUUUGGCAGUGGGAUUGGCCUUGCUGCUGGUGGUUGACUUCCGGUCUUCUUCUGCCGCACCAGCGGACGUUUACGUUGCGUCGAAUUAUCAAGUUUUGGAAUUUGCCAGUCAUUUCGUUUUCACGUUUCCUGAAGCACGACAACGAACGUUACGAUUUUAUUAUGCGAAGAUGAACUCAGAGUUUACCUACGAGAACGUUCGUGACGCAGCUGUGGAAAAUGUCAAGAACAUGACCCAGCCUCUCGACUUCGAAAUCGGAAUCAUUGACAACUUGAUCAAGGUGGUCGACGAGGCCGGGAAAUUCAUGGAGUCUUUGCCUGCCGACCAGCACAAAGCCAUGGUGUUGUGUUUGCAUGAAGUUGCCAUUCAAGAGCCGCUGAGAGCCGAGAAGAAAGGGCUGCAAAUGGCCAGUCGAUUGGCAUGUGAGGUCAAAUCCAAGAUGCUGAAUCAGCCCGCUGACAAAUGCGUUUGAAAAAAAAAAGUUUGCAAGAAAAAUCGGUGUCAUUAAUCAUCGCUGCAAAACCUGUGCGUUUUUAAUUCGGAUUCAAGUAAAGAAUCUGAAUUUUAUUCCGGGCUCCGAAGUCUAUAUACAUCUGUCCCAUUUUAGUCACGUACUGUAAUUUGGUUCUGUGUAUCAGUGCAAAUAAAUACUAGUGAGAUCUGUGA